Rattus rattus (black rat) is the source of this 1862-nucleotide messenger RNA. RefSeq names its product jumping translocation breakpoint (gene Jtb). NCBI's taxonomy places the organism in Eukaryota, Metazoa, Chordata, Mammalia, Rodentia, Muridae. Bases 651 to 1091 code for a protein of 146 amino acids. The transcript has 5 exons. Gene Ontology annotation, cellular component: membrane; centrosome; spindle. The record is from RefSeq and is a predicted model, not a curated record. Gene Ontology annotation, biological process: mitotic cytokinesis.
CUUGGCAAGACCCGCCAGGGUGUUAAGGCAGAAAUGGGGAGGCUGUCAAGAGCCUAAUAGUAAGCCCAAAGCUUUGAUGAAGGCCCCAAGUCCAGACAGAGCGGCGCUUUUUAUUCCUCCCCGCUCUCCUAGUUCUAAAUAGACAAAUAGGUGAUAUCGGGGAAAGGCGAACCCAGAACAAACGAAAUCUCCUAUACCGCCGAUCCAGCCGGCUCUGCAAACACUACAAGGACCACACUGCCGCGCGGCGCCCAGCUGAAGAGUCGCGUGAUCCUGCGCAAACUCAGUGAGAUUCAGUUGCCACCGAGUCCGGAACGACUACAGCAGGAGAUAGACGAGAGCACCCGGGAAGAGUCGGCGCCGCUAGUGCCGGGACCAGGAGCCUCCGCGAGCAAGAUGGCCGCUCCCGAGACCGAGGCCAGGGGGCAGGGGUACUAAGUCCGGACUCGCGUGCCCUUCUCCCGGCCGCCUGCGCCCUCAUCAAGACCUCGCGCUUCUAGCCAAGACAUCUACAUGGAUUAUUCUCGCCGUGGUCACGAGGCCGUUCCAAUAGAGCUCUAGUUGGCCCAGAUUAAGAACUCUGGCAUUUGGCUGCUCUGAGCUGGAACCUCAGGGAGGUCUGCUGCAACAGGUGCGACCCUGACCGCUCCAUGCUCCUGGGCGCGGGGAGGCGUGGCCUCCCCCGGGGCGGCCACCUCUGUUGGUUGCUGUGCGCUUUCACCUUAAAGCUCUGCGAAGCAGAGGCCCCGGUGCGCGAGGAGAAGCUAUCAGUGAGCACAUCAACUUCACCAUGUUGGUUGGUAGAAGAGUUUGUGGUGACCGAAGAGUGUACUCCGUGUUCUAACUUCCAGAUUAAAACGACACCUGAGUGUGGUUCUACAGGGUAUGUGGAGAAAAUCACAUGCAGCUCAUCUAAGAGGAAUGAAUUCAAAAGCUGCCGUUCAGCUCUUCUGGAACAACACUUAUUUUGGAAGUUUGAAGGCAUCGUGGUGGGGGUAGCUUUAGUCUUCGCUUGCCUUGUCAUCAUUCGUCAGAGACAGCUGGACAGAAAGGCUCUUGAAAAAGUCCGGAAGCAAAUUGAAUCCAUAUAGCUGAAUCUGCUGUGUAUGGUGGGUCCCACAGAUGCAUCUCAGAUGGAGAAAGUUCAGGGCUAAUGUGCCCUCAUAAGCCUUGUGGUAGUGCAUCUUCAAUGACUUCCUCUUCCAGGCCAUUAAUGAGCACAAUAAAGAGUGAAAUCGAGCUGGACACGAACAGACUUGUAAUCCCAGCACUUGAGAGAAUGGGGCAGGAGAACCCUUGGUAAAUUUGUAGGCCGGCUAGGCUGAACUACAUAGUAAGGCUGUCUUUAAGAAAACAAAAAGGAAAUAAAGGAGUAAAACAAUUUCCUUCCGUAUAAUAACUUGGCUUGGGGAGGACACGCCUUAAGUCCUAGCACUUGGGCAGCAGAGAGAGGCAGAUCUCUGUGAGUUUAAGGCCAGCUUGGACUAUAUAUGGAGCUCCAGGCCAGCAAGGAAUACUUAGUAAGACUCUGUCUCAAAAAAUGAAUUCAAUUUAAAAUGGUUGCUGAGUUGGCUCAGUUGCUAGGAACUGGAGAGAUGGCUUAGUGGUUAAGAACACUGACUGCUCUUCCAGAGGUCCUGAGUUCAAUUCCCAGCAUCAUUUACCCUUAUAUAAAAGUUCUGGGCUGGGAGAGGGGCUCAGGCAUUAAGAUGUUUGGUGCAGUGGCUAGAGACAUGGCUCUGCAGUUAAGAGAGCUUGCUGCUUUUCCAGAGGACUGUACUUGGUUCCGGGGAAUCUGUUGACAUAUAUGUUAUGUACUCACAUAGAAACACAUACACAUAAUAAAAAUGUUUGGUGCAUAG